CGUCACCCCUUACGUCUACCACCUGUCUUUUGUGUCACGUUUGUACAACAACAUCCCACCCAUCAUACCCACCUGGUAUAUACCUUUCAAUCAGAAGAAUAUACCCUCAACUAAAUAAGCACAAUGACCAUCACCGAACCCACCACCUCCCUCCCCACGCACCAACGCGCCGCCAUCCGCCAAGGCACCGGCCCGACCUCCACAACCACCAUCUCAACUAUCCCCGUCGAGAGACCCGGCCCGGGCCAAAUCCUCGUGAAAAUCACCUGGACGGGUCUCUGCGGCUCUGACAAGAGCCUCCUGCACGAUGAAUGGUCCGGUUUCGGGGUAAGUAUGAAGCCCGAGGCCAAGGGGAUCGCCGGCCACGAGGGGGUCGGGAGAGUAGUUGCCGUAGGCGAGGGGAUGGAGAAGCGAUGGAAGAUCGGUGACCGAGCCGGAAUUAAGUGGAUUGCGAGCGUAUGUGGGGAAUGCGAGUUCUGUUUGACGGGGACGGAUGAAGUGAAUUGCAUCAACCAGAAGAAUAGUGGGUUUACGAUGCCGGGGACGUUUCAGGAAUAUUGUCUUGCCGAUGGACGAUAUGCGUCUAGGAUUCCGGAUGGGGUGAGUGAUGAAGAGGCUGGGCCGAUGAUGUGUGGGGGGGUGACGGUUUAUGUGGCUUGUAAGAGGUCGAAUGUCAAGGCUGGACAGUGGAUUGUCCUCCCUGGUGCUGGGGGUGGGCUUGGUCACUUGGCUAUUCAAUUUGCGCGGGCCAUGGGCAUGAGGAUCAUUGCUAUUGAUAGUGGCGAGGAGAAGCGCGAGCUGUGCCAGCGGCUUGGGGCAGAGGUGUUCAUCGAUUUCCAGCAGACGCCCGAUGUGGCGGCAGAGGUCAUGAAGGUCACCAAGUAUGGUGCUCAUGGCAUUAUUGUGACAGCGGCCACCAAGGCUGUUUAUGCGGCGGCACCGGGGUAUCUUCGGCCAAAUGGCACGAUGGUGGCUAUUGGGUUGCCCAAUGAUCCUACGAUCUUGGCUGGUGCACCGCCGCUGAUGAUAGCACUCAAGAAACUGAACAUCGUGGGAUCCAUAACUGGUACUUUGCAAGACACCCAGGAGGCGCUGGAGUUUACUGCAAGAGGCAUUGUUCAUCCUGUUCUAACCAAGGGCAAAUUGGAAGACUUGGACUCAUGGGUCGAUAAGAUGGCCAAGGGCCAGCUGGCUGGUCGUACUGUCCUUCAAGUGAGCAGUGAUAACUGAGUCCAGCAUCAAGGUAUCAGUUGCCUGGAACACUUGAUCCACGAACUUUUUGGUAGGUUUGUGUACUGCAGAACAAAGCAAGAAACGUGGUCAUUCCUGUUCAUGUGAGGUCUCGAACUUAG
This is a messenger RNA of Aspergillus neoniger CBS 115656, 1352 nucleotides long. Its product is annotated as zinc-dependent alcohol dehydrogenase. NCBI's taxonomy places the organism in Eukaryota, Fungi, Ascomycota, Eurotiomycetes, Eurotiales, Aspergillaceae. The record is from RefSeq and is a predicted model, not a curated record. Gene Ontology annotation, molecular function: oxidoreductase activity. The coding region runs from base 124 to 1230 and encodes 368 amino acids. The transcript is spliced from 3 exons.